CUUGUGAAAAAGUGAAAAUCAAACACUUACGAUACGUCCUUGAAGAAGAUGCCGGUGGGAAGGUCGUCAAAGAUGGAUAUUCGAUUAUUUGUUUUACUCAUCUUCAUCGCGUUUGUUCAUCAAAGUAUCAACGCUGAAAAUUUGAAACUAUGCGUGGUCGAGAGCAUUCAUACAACAAAAAAGGUCCGCGAACUUUGCAAGCAGUUGGUAAUCUCAGGGAGUCAGGUAGAGUGUGUUAUAGGAAAUGAUAGGUUUAAUUGCCUGCGGCGAUUGACCAUGGCCAAAGCCGACUUUACCGUAAUGGAACCGGAAGAUCUGGUCGCAGCAUCCGCGUACAACGAAUACAACAUUCUAGUCACGAACGAGCUAAGAAUGCUUCCAGAUGAGAAGCAACGUUAUGAGAUGGUAGUCAUAGUAUCUAAGGAUGUGAGGAAUAUAUGGGACGUUAAGGGUAAGAGAUUCUGUCAUCCUGGACUGGAUACCACCGAUGAUUGGACCAAUGCAUUUUCUACGUACUUUGACGAAUGGGUAAUAUUGAGAAAAUGUGAUCCGGACAAGACGUUGUUGGAGAAUCGAAUGGACGGUUUGUCGAAUUUCUUCGAGGCAGCUUGUAUAGCUGGUGCUUGGACCGCCGAUACCACAUAUGAUAGUAAAUUAAAAUCGAAGUAUAGGAACCUUUGUGCCGCGUGCGAUAAUCCAGUCGGCUGUUAUACGAAUGAUGCCUAUUACGGUCGCGAAGGUGCUUUAUUCUGCCUCACUGAUAACGCAGGUGACAUUGCCUGGGUUAGAUUAAAUGAUACCUUGCUGCAUUUCAAGACGGAACGGAUCAGUAAAGAAAAUUACAAGUAUCUUUGUCCGGAUGGUACGACGAGGCCCGUGAAACUUGACAAACCAUGCGUAUGGAUAACAAAACCAUGGCCGAUGGUCGUCGCUAGAUCAGAGGUAGCAGAAAAGGUGGAGAAGAUGAUGAGCUCCUUGAAAAUGGACAAGUUUAGUUCGAUACUACGCCAAUUGUUGGAAAAUUAUCAUCUGACGCCGGUGAGCACAGAUACUCUGGAAACGCCGGAGGACUUCCUAACAAGAUUUCCUCGUUUCAUGACCGCUAAUAAUCGUGCAACGUGUCAUCCAUCGAGAAGGGUGAAAUGGUGCGUCGCGUCCAAUUUGGAAGAGAAUAAGUGUCGGUGGCUCAGGGAAGCUUCGAUCGUGUAUGGCGUGGAACCAGCAAUUUCGUGUAUCCAGGAAUUGAGCAGAGCAGGUUGUUUAAAGAGUCUCAAGACCGAGCGUGCGGAUAUAUUCGUUGCAAAGCCUGAGGAGCUGUUUGACGCCAGAAAAAUGGGUCUAAAAACGAUCGUGCAGGUGGUACCCAAGAGGAACAAUGACUUCGUUAGAAUUGCGGCUAUCGUCCAACAGGAUUCAUGGAUCAAGAGUUUGAAAGACUUGAAAGGAGUCAAGGCGUGUUUCACGGGAUAUCGAGACGUUGGAUGGUACGCUUUUGUGGCUGCUCUGAAGAAUAUAUCAGGUACAAAGUCUUAUUGUUCGGACACGGAAGCAGUUGCUAACUUUUUUACAGAGAGUUCCGUUGUUGGUCUGAGUGACAGUGACGGCCAAAUGCCAUAUAAUUUACAUGCCUUGAAUAUCCAAGCGAACGGAGUUGGGAAAGAUUUGAUUGCCUUUGACUGCAUGAUGUCUGAUGUUGGAGACGUGGCCUUUGUUGACUUAAAGAACAUUGAGGGGAAAAUUGGCAAUCCUGGCUAUCAGACGAGGAAUAACAAGUACCGAACCCUAUGCCUUAAUGAAGUCGAUUCGGAUGAAAUAUGUUUGCUUACGUGGGCUCCGUUAGGCAUGGUGAUAACACAUGAAAAUAUAACAGACGUAAGACGAGAAGAAAUCUACUCGAUGCUUUUGGAAAUGGACAAGCUUUUCGGAAUUACUUUCAAGGGCCCAACGCCUGCGUUCUCCAUGUAUGGAAUAUAUGAUUCAAAUCAUAGUAUUAUAUUUCCGGACGAAACUCAACAUCUACAGUUAGAAGUUCACCAAAUUCAACGUGUAGCGAGUUACCCUGUUAUUAUUGAUGAUCUUGUAAAACAAGUUAAUUGCAACGGCGCGGCAUAUUUGAAUUUCCAUUAUAGUUACAUGAAGUUUAUAUAUAUUUUGAUCUUUGUGUUAAGUAAAUUACAAAUUACUUGAGCAUAAAUGUCUUUCCUUACAUCAUUAUAUAUGUCUAUGUUUUGAUAAAGUGAUAUUUAGAAUAAUAAAGAAAUUAUUACUGAA
Molecule: messenger RNA, 2271 nt
Organism: Bombus terrestris (buff-tailed bumblebee)
Lineage: Eukaryota; Metazoa; Arthropoda; Insecta; Hymenoptera; Apidae
Gene: Tsf3
Product: transferrin
Exons: 15
Coding region: 49-2187 (712 amino acids)
Biological process (GO): protein targeting to ER
Cellular component (GO): signal recognition particle receptor complex
Source: RefSeq, a predicted model, not a curated record